Messenger RNA from Peromyscus maniculatus bairdii (prairie deer mouse), 5250 nucleotides. RefSeq names its product protein phosphatase 1 regulatory subunit 26 (gene Ppp1r26). NCBI's taxonomy places the organism in Eukaryota, Metazoa, Chordata, Mammalia, Rodentia, Cricetidae. Gene Ontology annotation, biological process: negative regulation of phosphatase activity. The record is from RefSeq and is a predicted model, not a curated record. Gene Ontology annotation, molecular function: protein phosphatase inhibitor activity.
UCGCCGUGCAGGCCGCGGCGGGCGGGCUCCGGAUCGGGUCGGUGGCUGGGGCUAGUCGCUGCCAUGGGAGAGGGUCGCGGCCCCCGGGAGGCGCCUCCCGCGCGUGCCUGGCGCUUGUUGCGCCCUGCGUUCCUCGAGAGCCAGCGGGUGCAGGUCGGGCCCAGUUCAUGGUUCUCCAGAAUGACAGCUCCCAAGAUUGACGUAGACCAGGUAGUUGGACCAACAACCGUUAAGACUGUCGGAGAAGCCCAGCUCUGGGUCCAUCGUUAUAAGCUGUGAACAGGAUGUGACAUGGGCUGACCCACAAGCCCUGCCUCCCAGCCCCCAGCCUGCCUGCUAGGAUGUUCCUCAUGAACGCCCCUCCAGUGGUGGCGCUCCAGUCCAGAUGGGAGGCCUUCGGCCAGCCCAGGAGCUUCUGCUUUCCUGACUGCUUCUCCGAGUCUAAAGAGGACACCUCCAGGGCCUCAGUGAGCGCCAGGGUACAGAUGCUCAUCAGCACACUGCAGAGAGACGAGGCUGCCCUGGGCAUGAGCCAUGAGCGUGUCACACAGAGAGGACAACGUGCAGAAAGGUGCCGGGACACCAGACUGGCCCCCAAACCUGCUGUGUGCAGAGAGCAGCCAGAGCUCCCUGCCUGUGGUCUUGUUGCAGACUGUAAACCCCUAGAGAAAGAUGAAGCUGGGAAGCAGGGCCCCUUGGAGCUGGAUUCUGACAGCGAUGACUCCGUGGACCGGGACAUCGAGGAGGCCAUCCAGGAGUACCUGAAGGCCAAGGGCGGGGCUUCUGAGCCUGUGUCCCGAGCAGCCUCUUGUGUACCAGAGCCUUCCCACAGCUGCACCCUACCCAUCCCGUGUCCCCCACAACUCACUCCUGACUCAGGUAGUGUUCCUGUGGGAGCCAGUGAGGACCCGGGCUCCACCUCCCCAGCUAGCAUGAGCAGCGAGGAUUCCUUUGAACAGAGCAUCCAAGCUGAGAUAGAACAGUUUUUUAAUGAGAAAAGACAGCAUGAAAACCCAAAGUGUGAUGGGUCUGUGGAUAAAAAAUCAGAUCCAAACGAAAGCCCUGCCAGACUUAGAGGGAACCGAGAGACCACAUCCAGGGCAGCUCUGAUAGGAACCUGUAAGGAGUUCAUCUUCCGCAAACCUCCCAGGUUAACAAAGAUGAGCGUGCAGCCCAGAAACUUCCGGCCGAAGGUCACCGCAGAGCCUGAGACCCUGGUGAGCACAAAGCUGACUGCCCACAGACCAGAGGCUCCCCAGAACAGGGGCGGGGUGAAAAGGAGCAUGCCUGCCAGGCGAAGCAAGCGCAUCAGAAACUUGGCCCCAGUGCACCAGGCGUCUGACUCCAGCAGUGACGAUGGCAUUGAGGAGGCCAUCCAGCUGUACCAGCUAGAGAAAACCAGGAACGAGGCCAGUGGGGACCCACCUCCGAGAACCCAGCUCAAAGAGGACAGCCCUGGCCGUGCUCAGCCAAGUGCCUUGCCUGAAGCCCACAGGAGGGCCCCAAGCAAGAAAAAGCUAGCAGCCCCAAAGGUUACGGACACCACUCUGGGGGGGCUCCACCCUGACCCCCUCUCGAAGCUCCUAAAGGAUUCGAGAGCCUCUGGACCUCCAGGACACACAGCUGCCAAGAGCGAAGCUGGGCACCAGGCUUCAUCGUGCCUCGCGGACACGUCCACCGAGCUGAUGUGCGCAGAAGCCAUCCUGGACAUUUCCAAGACCAUCCUGCCAGCCCCGGUGGAAGGCAGUGACAGGCCUCCAUCCGUGAACCCACUCUUCUGUUCCCCAUCGGUACCUCCCCGCUCUGAAGGUGACAGCAGCAACAUUGACAGUGAUGACAGCAUAGAGCAGGAGAUCCGGACAUUUUUGGCCCUCAAGGCACAAGUAGGGAGUCUGCAGCCUGCCCAGGGCCCGCUGUCCCCACCCGGCCCCGGUGGCCAGACCGGCAUCCCCAAGUCAUCUCUUACUAAAACACCGGAUCUUCCCCAGGGCUGCAAACGGAAGCGGAGAGGUGGCGGCAGCACUACAGUGCCCAAGAAAAUAAGGGAGGGUAGAGAGAGUGCCCAGGACAGUGACCACAUCCAGGGGAAGGGGAAGCCCGGCCAUGAUGGUUGGGACCCUCCCAGCCAGAGCAAAGUCACAGAGGCCCCAGGAGGAGAGGCUGAGGCCAGGGACCAGCCUGUCCCUUCCAGGACAGCUGCACUCAGUGAUGCACAAGGCCACGGGGGUCUCGGGAAAGCAGGCGAGGGGAAGAGUGCGGGUGAGAAAGAGAGCUCUGAGGAUAAGAGCAGCUCUCUGGACAGCGAUGAGGACCUGGACAUGGCCAUCAAGGACCUGUUAAGAUCAAAGCGGAAGUUCAAGAGGAGGUGCCGAGACCCCCGGGCUGCGUGGAAGAAGGUCAGAUUCGGCACCGCAGAGACUCGGUGCGGAGAGAGGCUGAGCAGCCUCCCUGGGGACGGGAAGGACCACGGGCAGCAGGCCCUACGGAGCUGUCUGUCCAAGUGCAGAGGGGACAACAAAGAUGGCCUGGGAAGAGGCCCAGUCAGCAUCUUCAGCAGCGUGGCAGAGAGGGUGAGGCUGGGUGGCACAGCGGGGGAGGAUGCAGCCCCGGCCUUGCUUCCCAGGAAGAAGAGUCCAGAAGGGAUUCCUGCCUCUAAGGACGCCGGAGCCAGUGGCCGCCCUCCUUCUGCCCCCAGCCCUCCGUCUGAGGACAGCUCAGUGGACAGCGAUGACAGCAUCGAGCUGGAGAUCAGGCGGUUUUUGGCAGAAAAGGCCAAGGAGUCUGUACGCAGUUCAGAGCCUCAAGGGGGCCCUGCCAAGCCGGAGAUGCCCUGCAGGAAAGAGCCAGCCCCAGGGCUGCAGCCUGGAGUGUGCACCCGGAGCCAGAAAGCCAGGGCAACCCCUCAGCUGGCCGAAGGAAGGAGAGGCCCAGAGAGAGCUCGGACCCAGGCAGCCGGCCUCUUAAGCCAGACUGGGAAGGGCACCCCUCGGGCUGAGCAGGCCCCUCGCCUCCCGGCUGCCCUGGGCCGAAGCGAGCCAGCGCUGCCCAAGAACACCAGCAGGAACAAUCCUGCCAAAGUGUCUCCGCCAAGCAGGAAAAGUGCCGGUGUGCACAAGGACCAGAGCCCCCGGGGCGCGCACACUGCCAUGGCAGAAAGUGUCUUCGGUCAGCUGUCCAGUUGUGCCAAAGUGGGUGCUGAGGCGGGAAGUGCCGGGGGGGCCUUUCACCUGAACUAUGGCAGCCAGAACUUGCUGACCCCCAAUCCUGGACCCCAGGCUGACCUCACCCUCCCCUGGAAUGACUUUGCACACCAGAGCAGGCUGUCCAGCCCAUGGGCACUGAAUCCCGGACCAGGCACGCUGUGGACAGGGGUCUUCGGGGCUGAGAAAGAAAAGGGGGCCACAUCAGAGGCCGGGGGCCCAUCUGGCCUCUCCUCAGGCCCCAGGAAGGGCCUGCCCUUCCUCUCUACCCAGCUCUUCCACUUCGGGAAGAGUGUCUCCUGGGGGAGCAAACAGGCUGGCCUCUUCAGCCCCAGCCUGGGCCUGCCUCUGCAGGGUCCAGCCUUCUCGGCCUUCAGGGAGACCCCGCCUGGCCACAGCCCUGUGUUUGGAAGCUCACACUUGCUUAUGAAGGACAGUGGGCACUGGCCAAGCCGGAAGGCUCAGGGGGCCCUGAGACAGCACGACAGGAGAAAUUCUGGCUCUGAGGACAAUGUCCUAGACCUGAGGUAUCGACACAGGGUUGACAGGGAACACCAGGACCAGGAGGCCUUGGGCAGUGAUGCCAGCGAAUUCAGUGACACCUCUGUGGAGGACGGGGGCAGCAUGACAGUGAGCAGUAAAGGCCUCAAGUUGUGACAGGCAUGUCCUGACUCUCUUGUCAUAGCUGUGGAAAGUUCUGUGUGUGUUGGCAGUAUGGGGUGGAGGUAGGGGCUGCUGACCAUUAAAGAGCAAAAAGAAGGGUCCCUUCUGCGCAGCCCCCUGUAUAAAUAUGUACAGUAAUCUCAAAAUGACAUUUUUAUUUAAUGGAUGUGUCCUGGUACAUAUGGUUUUUGUAGGGUUUUUUGUAAAUUAUUUAAAGUAGUGUAAGAAAUACUUUUUGAAAAUGUCACUCGAUCUUGCAGGGUGUUCCUAGCUGCAAUUCUCUCUGGUCUCCAUGCAUGUGUGUAGAUGAGCAAACACUUGGUUCUCACCAUCCUGUGAGGGUCAGAGACAGAGGCUGGAUCUGUGGGCCAUUUGCUGGUACAAAUUUUCAGGCAGGCCUGGAGACGGCAGCAGCAGCUGUCUACCUCGGAAGUGUGUCAGGACGCCACUGGGACAAGGGUGCUUCCUGAAGACUCUAGCCCCUGGCCAGAGGCUGUCUCUGCUUCCUGUAGUUGUGGCCGGUAGCUAGAAAACACUUCAAAGCACAACAGCCAGCAGAUAGCUAGCCAGUCAUCCCCUGUCUAGUGUGGGAACCUGGCUGCUGGCUCUGCAGCUCAGCUGAGCCCAGAUCGUCCAGUAUCCAGUUGCUGGGACAUUCUAGCAUCCCUAUAAACCUCUUUAUACUGAGAGAGCAACUGGUUUGCUUUUAUUUGUGGCUCUAAAAGGUGAUUCCAGAUGUUUGUUUUGACUGUCCUGUUCUUGAUGUAUGUAUGGGUGAAGAGUGAGGCCAUGAGAUGGUUUGGUCCCUGAACACCUUAGUCACCUGUGAUGGAGAACCCCAGCCCUAGAAACAGUGGAGACAAACCCUCCCCACACCAGCCCUGUAGGACUCAAAGCCCAGUUGUAUGUGACCAACGAUGACACCAGCAGCCUGCAUGGCUUUUCUGCAAACCCUGCUUCUACACAGGAGAAAGAAGGGCCUGGCCAGUGCUGAGGCCAGGCUGCAGGCAGCAGCGUUGGGUCCUGGGAAGUUAGCCAGAGUGAUGACUGCCUUGGUGCUGAGGUGCCAGUGGCAACUUGGGGCUGAAGAUGUGCUGGACCCCAGAUGUGAGGGUUACAUCUGUGUUGCGAUUAUCUCCCUGUCACCCGAGUCAUGCAGCUCAGUGUACUAGGUUGCUGUGGCUCUACAUUGUGGCUGGAUUCUGUUGGUGUUCUAACGUGGAAGUGAUUUUUCUAUUUUAUGCACCAAUUCACUUCUGUGCCCAGAUGCUGACACAUACUCCCACCAUCCUCCGUGUCUGCCAUGUUGGAGCUGUGAUGCGCACAGGGCUGUGGUCCUGUCUUGCCCCUGAACCGUCUGUGUAUAAUAAAUUCCAUGUGCAUAUUA